Molecule: messenger RNA, 5611 nt
Organism: Chrysemys picta bellii (western painted turtle)
Lineage: Eukaryota; Metazoa; Chordata; Testudines; Emydidae
Gene: KCNG2
Product: potassium voltage-gated channel modifier subfamily G member 2
Biological process (GO): potassium ion transmembrane transport; protein homooligomerization
Cellular component (GO): membrane; voltage-gated potassium channel complex
Molecular function (GO): voltage-gated potassium channel activity; protein binding
Source: RefSeq, a predicted model, not a curated record
UUCGACUGACGUGCAGUGACACAGGGGCAUAACUGAGAGCAGAAUUUGACCCCCUAAAUGUAACCCUGAGUUACAAUAUAACAUUUACCUUGUAGAGCAUUUGUUUUGAAAUGUCACAUACGUUUUGCCUCCUUAUAAAACAAUGUUUAAAAACUGGUCAACUUUGAUUCUGGCACAAUUUAAAAGCAAAACUCUAAUCUAAUAUUUAAAGAGAAACCAACUCCGUCUUGGUUUUGCCUGGGGAUGGGGAGUCGAAUUUCAAAGUGGACCAAGGGUUGAAAGCCGGGCUGAGUUACACAAGUGAAGAAGGUGCCUCCGGGGGUCCCAAUACUAAAGCUUGCGCGGGAUCAGUUAGUUGCGGGUCCGAUGCUAGAUGUCACCGUCCCUCACCCUGCCUAGCAAAACACAACCUCUCUGCGUUUACCCGCCGAGGCAGCCCCGGCGCAUGUAGAACAGCAGCAGCAACUCCUAUCUCGUGUCUUCAACGUGAACUGUGGAAAGGGUCACAGGCGGGGUGAGGGAGGCGGCUGAGAGCCCAGCAAGGGGGAGGAACGGAAGCUAAGCAGGACUUUCUCCCAGCCCCUGCCAGACCCACCCUGCCUCGCCCCCUCUUGCUCCCGGACCUUCAUCCCCGCCCCACUCCAGGGGGCAGCGCGCGGCCAGGAUCUGGGGGACAAGGGGAAGAGCCGCCCGCUGGCCUCAGGUGCUCGGCGGGGCCGCCUUGCUGCUGGCGUGGGGGAGCCGGGAGAGGCGGCGCCAGCUCCCGCCCCUGCGCGGAGCCGGGAGAGGGGGACCCAAUCGCUCGCUCGCGGGCUCCAGCAGGCACCUGCCGCCAGCCAGCCGGGAUCAGGCUGCAGCACCCGGCGGGGCGGCCCCUCCCAGCAGCAGCCGCUGCCGUGUCCGCCUUUGCUGGGACCUUCGGAGCCAGCCGCCAAGUUGAAGCCCGGCGCUGUGCACGGGGCGUCCGUGGUGGGGCAGGCGCCUGAGCUCCCGGCUGAUGCAUCCACCAGCAGCAGUUUUUCCCCAGAUGCUUCCUGAAGAGAACCAACAUUUCUGAUCAAAUUUCUCCCAUAUCAAGCAUCUCCACUCGCUUUCUCUGGACUAAAUGAAUGAUUUAAGGCUGAAUUAGAUUGGCCACUUGUCUCCACUUUAUAAUCGCUUUCUCUGAGUAGAUCGGAUACCUCCAUGAACGUAACAAAUGUAUCAGGAAAUGGCAUUGCUCACUGGGAAUGCAGAUCCCAAGUUCACUUCGUAUUCCUACAACAAUUUGGAAAACCUGUGCGAGGUGCAGACCAAGAAAGGGUUCUUCUAUAAAAAAGCCAAGCUUCUUCACCCUGGGGAAGACUUGUGCUGCUUGGCCCAUCUAGAGGACCGAACCAGGCAUGUGAUCAUCAAUGUAGGAGGCAUUAAAUACAGGAUUCCAUGGACCACACUAGAGAACUGCCCUUUGACCAGGCUUGGAAAACUAAAAUCUUGUAACAACUAUGAUGAGAUCAUGGACAUCUGUGAUGAUUAUGAUGUCAGCUGCAAUGAGUUUUUUUUCGACCGUAACCCUUGUGCCUUCAGAACCAUCAUGACUUUCCUGACAGCUGGGAAGCUGAGGCUUCUAAGGGAGAUGUGUGCCCUCUCUUUCCAAGAGGAGCUGGUGUAUUGGGGGAUAGAAGAGGAACACCUGGAGUGGUGCUGUAAGAAAAGAUUACGACAGAAGGAGGAGGAGGCAGCCGAGGCCACGCUGUAUGAGAGGGAGAUGAUGGUUAAUGAAACUCCGCAAUGUGCCUUCCAGGACAAUAGCCGUUUGGGUUUGUGCAUGAGAAAGCUCAGGGAUAUGGUGGAGAACCCUCACUCGGGGAUCCCAGGAAAGAUCUUUGCUUGUAUAUCAGUCUCCUUUGUGGCCAUCACUGCAGUGAGUCUCUGUAUCAGCACCAUGCCAGAUCUCCGAGAAGAGGAAGAGCGGGGUGAAUGUUCUCAGAAGUGCUACGACAUCUUUGUGUUGGAGACCGUUUGCGUUGCUUGGUUUUCCUUUGAGUUCCUCCUGCGCUCCAUUCAGGCAGAAAGCAAGUGCGCCUUCCUGAAGACCCCCCUCAACAUCAUCGACAUCUUAGCCAUCUUGCCUUUCUACAUCUCUCUGAUAGUGGAUAUGGUCUCCGCCAAAAACAGCAACAGGAAGCCUGGCAGUGGAGCAGGAAACAAGUACUUGGAGCGAGUGGGCCUGGUUCUACGCUUCUUGCGGGCUCUCCGCAUCCUGUAUGUCAUGAGGCUGGCACGCCAUUCACUGGGACUGCAGACACUCGGACUCACUGUGCGCCGCUGCACCAGGGAAUUUGGACUCCUCCUCCUCUUCCUUUGUGUUGCCAUGGCACUCUUUUCUCCACUGGUUUAUUUGGCAGAGAGCGAACUGGGAGCCAAGCAAGAAUUCACUAGCGUUCCCACCAGCUAUUGGUGGGCUGUAAUCUCCAUGACAACUGUAGGCUAUGGAGACAUGGUACCUCGGAGCAUCCCGGGACAGGUAGUAGCCCUGAGCAGUAUCUUGAGUGGUAUUUUGCUGAUGGCUUUUCCGGUCACUUCCAUCUUUCACACUUUUUCCCGCUCUUACACAGAGCUAAAGGAACAGCAGCAGCGAGAUGCAAGCAGACAGUUGCACCAGCUAGAGGAAACCACCAGAUCCCCAAAUGGUGACAGUUCUCAGGGAUUGGGUACCUCCUCCCCACUAGACGCAGCUGGGGCGUGGCGGCAGCCAGCAGUGAACCAGGAAGACAAGAGGAGGUGUUGACCGCAAACAACUACAAGACUUAGCCAGCAGCACUGAACUAGCAAAUGAGAGAGUUCCAUAUCUGAAACAAAACCCUGUGGAACAAACAUAAAUCAGGGUAUACAGUGAGAUCUGUAUAAGAGACUGUCCUUCUUGAGUAACUUUUAGUGUCUCUAAAAACAACGUGGAGUACCGUUCUGCUCCCUCUUUUGUAGAAGGCCGCUUUCGUUAAGCAACUGAUUUUGGGCAGCCCCCAAGGAGCAAUUGCUUAAGCCAGGUUUCCACUGUGUCCACUGACAAGAAAAAAUAAACUUGGAGAGAGAGUUCAUCCUAAGGGCCCAUUGCUGGGGGAAAUAAGGGUGCCAUUUACUGUACAUAAGCUUCCUGGUGGCCCUACUCUGUGCUAAGAAUGUCCCCAAGCCCUUAUUCCCUAUGUACAAUGGAUUCAAUGUAUGUGGCACCCCCAUGGGGUGUCCAUCUUCAAAUGUAAAGUUGAAAGAUGGGGGAGAGAGGCCUGCCUGGGCCAGCAGAUGGGCAAAUUUAUCCCUAUUCCCUGGUCUUUUAAUAAAUAGUGAUUAUUUAUUUAUUAAAUUGGGAACCAUAAUCUGGGCUGCCUGCUGACAGGUCUGACUUGUGCUCUUGCUCUUUCUGCAUUAUUUAGUAAACAUGCAUAUCUACAAUAGUAGGCUCUGCACUUUAGCCCUGAUGACAGAAAUAUACAUGGACAACCUAGUUAAUGAUACUGAACAUCAACUUGUUUUCCUUUGCUCACAUUUGCAUAUAGCUUAAAAAAAAACCAAAAAUGUGUUCCUCUGUUAGCCGCCUCCUUCCUGUGUUUUAAAGACUGUUUAACGUUUAAGCAAAAAUUAAAAGCACCUGCCCAGUAGGGGUGGGAAUAGUUGCAGAGGCUUAUGUCUAUGUAGUUUUCUGCAGUGGUACUUUGAAGACUGCAGCUCUAAACAAAGGGCUUGAUCCAAACCCAUUAAGUUAAUGGGAGACUUUCCAUGGACUUUGGGGAUCAAGCCCCAAAGCAGCAGCUGUCCCACAUGUUAGGGAAUAAUCUUGGGAAGAGAUGAUCUUUUCAGACCCAGGUUACAACUGUCCAUCCCUCCCUUCCCCCUAGUUUUCAUUCCAAAAGAUCACUACAUUUAAACAAAAAGUCUGUGCCACAAAAACUCAACCAUUUUUGUUUACUGAAUCAAAGUUUUCAUAUCAUGAGCAUCUGUGAGCUCUCUGCCCCAUGCUGCUCCUCCUUCACUGUGUAGCUGGUUCAGUUCAGCGUGUAGCGUACAUCUGGAUAUCAUUUAAGAAAAACAACAUUGAUGGCCACUUCAUUCUUUACUGAUGUAGGAACAUUACACUGCCCUUUUCUGUUCCACCCCUGCUGUCAGGAAAUGAACAAAUACUCUUAUAUUACAGAUGGGGUUUUUUUCCCCAAUGGAGACGAGAAUAACCGUACACUCGUAGAUGACUGUAGUAAGCCAUUCCUCAAGGGAAUGGACUGAAAGACAUAAAAGGUUGUUUUAUUUUAAUAAAAAGUGGAAGUUUUGUUUCUGUAUUGUUGCAUUGGCUUUUCUUUUCCUUUUGAGGCAGUGCCAUGUGCUCCAAUGUCCCCAUAGCUGACAGUAGUCAUUUGCUCUUCCUGGCCCAUUUUAAACAUUGGCCAUUAUCAGAACAACGGGUCAAGGAAUUUGAAAAACCUGUUUAUGGUUAAUUUAAAAAACAAGAUGAAAAGCUGAGCUGGCAAACACCAGUGCACCCACUUCCAUUCUCAAAUAGGUGCCAGCUCUGGGUCUGAGGUUGAGAUGGGAGUGGUAUCUACCACUCCCAUUGACUCCGAGGAGAAUUGUGGUCUCUCAGCCCCACCCAGGAGUGAGCCCGUUUAAAGGGGCCUUAUGGACAUAUAGCACAGUCACAUCUUAUGGGGAGACUUUCCCUUGCCCCUGCUGAACCUCACAUCCAAGCUGUGGAAAUAACAUCCCCUCAGUGUGGGAUCUAAAGAAAUACCAUGCUGGGUUUUUUUCCGUAUACGUUUAGCUUCACCGAGAUUAGCCCCCCUCCCUCCAAACAAUUUUGGGGUCCUAGGGAGAGGUGAAGGAUAAUAAUAGAUUGAAAGCUAUAUACUGCCUCUUCCUACAAGAAAAGGAGGAGAAAAAAGAUUGACCUGCCCCUCUAUGAGCCAGUUCCAGGCCUGCCAACUGCUGCCAGCAUCUUCACAGCAUCGCUCUUUUUGAGUUAAGAAAACUAUUGGCCAGUAGUAAAGCAACCACCACACAAACCUUAUGGUUUCUGCCCAGAGCGCAGGUGUCUGAGUACUGCCUUGCAAUGGAGAAUUAGAAUGAAGCCUCAUACUGCUGGAGAAUUGCCACAUACUGCUACAAUUUGAUAUUUUAAACUGGAGCAGGAUUUUCAUGUGUUAAGUCUAUUAAGGCUCGUCUUCAAGGCCCAGCAUACUAGCCUGCUAAAUGUAAAAUCAAGCUGUACUGUAUGGCAAUGCAUGCAGUAUGGAGGCAAUGAAGAAUGUGUCAAAGUAUUCUUGUCCCAAAACUUAAAAUUAAAGCAGCUCACAGAUUCUCCAGCUGAACUCAAUAGACUAAAUCAUUUCAUAGUAUUUACUUUAUUUUCUGAACACCAUAUGCUGUUUAUACAUCUAAUCUAAACACUGGACACAGUGAUCACACAAACCUUAAGGGCUAGUUUACAAUGGGUUUGUAGAUGUCUCUUGAGACGAUGAAGGUUAUCACUGUGUCUGUUAAAGUCCAUGAAUCUAGGAGCAUUAGAUUCUUUCUAAAAAAAAAAAGAGCACAUCAUGUUUUUCCUGACAGAAUGAAAACAAACCUUCACUCUUGGAGGUUUAUCAAA